Messenger RNA from Cordyceps fumosorosea ARSEF 2679, 4104 nucleotides. RefSeq names its product hypercellular protein HypA. NCBI's taxonomy places the organism in Eukaryota, Fungi, Ascomycota, Sordariomycetes, Hypocreales, Cordycipitaceae. The coding region runs from base 1 to 4104 and encodes 1367 amino acids. The transcript has a single exon. The record is from RefSeq and is a predicted model, not a curated record. Gene Ontology annotation, cellular component: trans-Golgi network.
AUGUUCUCGCCCCUCGCAUACCCAGAUGGUGUUAUCCUCUACGAUCUAAUUUCUCAUGCACCCCCGCCGUCGCACCUGGCCCUCUCGCCGUUCGAUCUCUAUCGCGAACCUCUCGCUAUAAUCGCAGUUGCGGACGGCAGUGAACUUAGUGAUGCCACGUUCAGCAAACGGCAUUCUUCGAACGGCACGGGUCCCACGGUGAUGGAGCGAAAUUUGCGCGCCCUAUACCAAGAGCUCGAAGACCUACGAGAUGUCUAUCCCAAGUCGCUGGUCCAUCAAGUUCUGAUCUUUGACUAUGUACCUCCCGCCGGCGAGGUCAACAUCCCCGAGGAUAUAACGACAAUUCCGACACCCCAAGAUUCGAAACGAACGACGAUAAAAACGGUCAUGUGCAGCAUAUCUUCGCUACUCCUUGCAGAAAUGACCACGCUCGCCAAGUCUGUCGAAGCCAUGACGUCGAUAGAUUCCCCCGGGUCGUACGCUGCCAAGAAUACGAGAACGCAUGACGACUGGGUCAAUGGAGCCAAUCGGCGGAACUCGCAUCUGCCGCCACAUCUCAUGCGAUCAAGCUCAGCGACUCCCGACCGAACACAGUCGAGAAUGUCUAUGCCGCCCGUACCGACGCGAACCCAAUCCGUAUCAAGCGGCUCGACGCCCCGGCCCGAAACACCAGUUCAGAGAGAGCGACGUGAUAGUGCUGUGCGUUCGGUUGAUGGUACCGAGACCGGCCCUACCAGCUCGCCAGCUUCGCCGGAGCCCAAAAUUCCCCUCUCAAGGAGCGGAGAUGUCUCGCGCGAUGCUAGUAGAGACCGCGUUUCAGUCCAAGGCUUCGGCCCUGGCGGCGCCAACGAUCGAUGGCGCAUGCGAGGCAAAGGUCGUGCAGGUGUUGUCAUUGGCUCCAUGUACUUGCAGGCAGGUCGAUGGAGCGAUGCGCUCCGAGAGUUGAGCGAAGGCGCCCAAGUCGCGCGCUCGUUGAAUGAUCACAUUUGGCACGGAAAGGCCCUUGAGCUGAUUCUCAUGAACCUUUUUCUCCUUGGCUGGUUGAAUCUAGACUUUCAGAUACCCAUUGUGUGCCUGCCAACGCAAGAUCGACCAUCGUCUCAGAGAGUCGAAGAACUCCUGGAUCCAAAUCAGCCAAAGCACCUGCGUAAUUUGCAACUGUUGCUGCCGGAACUUUUGGAUCGCAUUCUUAGUCUAUAUUCCAGAAUAUCAAGCGAAAGUCUGCCACCACUGCCAUUUUCGGAAACCACCAUUCGGUUUUGCAAGAUUUUAUCAUCACUGCAUAGCUGCAACGGUAUUUUGAAUCAGGAAUGCCUCGACAUGAUUGUUCUUGGCAAGCCUCCCGGUCUGUGCUUGACGGCAUCACCAAGACUCAUCAUCACUCCAAGCCGCCAACAAAUUGUCAAUACCUUGUUCAAGGCGUUCCCUUCGUCCGCUACCGAAUUAUUGACGACGGCAGACAGAGUUCAGAUCCUUAGCGGAAUCGCCGUCGUCCUGGGUCAGAUUGGAUAUCAUCGCAAAAAGGCCAUGGUCACAAGAGAGCUGGUGUCUGUUCUCAUCGGAGGGCUUGUCGAGGCGCGCACCAAAGGUGCUGCAGAGGCAGGUGUACAUCCCGCAGCCGGACUCAUACCCCUUAAUGCAAGCGGCGACAGAGCAAGAGGCGCUGCAGUGCUGGAUCUUGGCGAAGCAGACAUCGAGCAAGGCAUAGAAGCUUUCCUCGAUCUUCUUUGCAGGUCUUACGGCGUGGUCAGCUUUGACCCUCUUGGCAAAACGAUCGACCUCCCCGACGUGAAGGAAGAUCUAGACGCAGCAGUCAUUUCUAGAAUCCAAAGGCAGCUCGCCACGCGGUUCUUCGGCUUCCCGGAAAUCAAGCUGAAUAUCCUGCGCUCAUGUAUCAAUUUCUCGGAAGCAUUGCCAGACUUUAACGGUGUUCUCAAAUACUCCAGCGAUUUGAUGAGAACGGCUGGCUCCGGUGUUGCGCCGGCUUCGCGCAAGGAGCAUUCGCCGCCGUUGAUAUUUAAGGAAGAACAAGUGCGGUUAGCUGCCAACAUUUCGCGUACCUGGGUCCUCGCUCAGCGGCUGGGUAUGAAUUAUCUUGGCGCCGAGUACUGGGAUGAGUUCCUGGUUCGCGGCGUGGAGCUGGAGCCGUUGCCGUUAACGAGGACACCGGUGCCGCAUUCUCGCAGCAUCCUACCUGGUGCAACGGCGAGCCGUGCGUCGCAAGACGUGAACCCCUUCAUCUACAAUCCGUUUCUCAAAGAGGCUGCGGAGACUGCUGCCAAGAACCUGGUGGCUGGUGAGAUUGCAAACUUCAAGGUAACACUGCAAAAUACAUAUGACAUCGAGGUCGACAUUGAGAGCAUUCGUUUGGAAGCGACCGGCGUCGAAUUUGAACCACUGCCAACGCAUAUCACUCUUGGCCCUUACCGUACUCAGACCGUCAUCCUGCAGGGACGACCGAAAGAGCCCGGAACUGUCGUUAUCACGGGCGCGAUGGUUAGGAUCCGGGGUUGCCGAGAGCGCCUGUUCCCGAUCUUUACGAAUUCAUGGACUCCCCAGCGCGCGGAAAAGGUCAAGUCAAAAGGCCUAGCUUCCCUUGACAUCGGGCCUCCUGUGCCAACCAAGGGCAAGCCUAGCACCCGGCAACUCACGGCGGACAAGUUCAGCGUCAAUGUGGUGCAGGCGCAACCGUUGAUUGUUGUCAAGUCAACCACGCUCUCCCAGUCGUCGAUCAUGGUUCUUGAGGGCGAGCGACAUGUCUUUUCGGUGACGCUACAGAAUUUGUCUGACAACGCAGUCGACUUUAUGCUCUUCUCUUUCACGGACUCUACGCAAGAGCCCUUACAAACGGCAUUGAAUGCCAGAGACGUGCCAGCAGCGGAAAUGUACGAAUACGAGCUUAUUCUUAUGAAGAAGCAGGCAUUGCGUCUACCGAAGAGCGAGCCAAACAGACACAUUGCGCCUGGUGGUGAAGCGACUUUCGAUUUCGAGAUUCUCGGUAAACCGGGCCUUACCAGUGCAACUAUCCAAGUUGAUUACACGUAUCUCGGCGUGCCAAUUGACGAGAUAACGGAGCAAUUCUUCACAAGACAGCUGACUCUGGACUUGGCUGUGACGGUCAAUGCAAGCGUUGAAUUAUCAAGAAUAGAUACGCUACCCGUCUACGGCGGCAUUCCAAAAAGCUUGCUGGAUCGUGUUGGCGGCGACGCGUGUCCCAACGACGAAGAAUACUGCCUUUUGUCGAUGGAUAUGCGCAACUCGUGGCCGAGCCAGAUGGCAAUUCGAUUGGAGGGGAGCGAUGGAAUGACAGUGGAGGAUGAUAUACUCCCUGGCAAAACCACACGGCUCGUUCUCCCGGUCAAUCGCAUCUUGCUGGAGGAUCCGCACGCGUCAAUCCCGAGCUUGAAUCCUAACAAGACGAGGCAGUUCGUGGUCAGCUCGAGCAAGAUCUCGCCAGACAUGGAGCGAGCCAACAGAGAGGCGUUUUGGUACCGCGAAAAGCUUCUCGAUUCCUUGAAAGCCACGUGGAGAACUACGUCGGUACCGAGAAAAGAGGGUGUGAUUGACUUACGCAAUAUACGAUUGACGACGCGCAUGAUUGAAGCGAUCAAGAUUGACGAAAUCGACAUUAGCAUUUCUAUGGAGCCCGCUGGCGGCGAAAAGGGUAGACAGUCACAGAGCGGCGGUAAUGUGGCGAUUAUCGACGAAUUCAUGAACUUGAAAGUACACAUGACGAACAGGACGAGCAGACCCGUCCUGCCAAUGCUGCGGUUGAUGCCUGCGCUCUGUCACCGCCCUCUGACGGUGGCGCUGGACUACACGCGCAAGAUUGCGUGGAACGGGACGCUGCAGCAGCUGCUCCCCGAGCUGGAGGCGAACGGGAGUCGAGACUUUGUGCUGGGCUUCACCGCGCUCUGCCGUGGCGAGUUUGAGAUUACGGCGUCGGUGGAGGAGGUGCUGGUCUGGGAGCCGGAGAAGAAACCACGCCUGGGCAGACCGAGGUCCAACACGCAGGAGGCGAUGGACGCGGCGCUGGGGGUCAAGCAGCGCAGGAUGUGGCAUUCAAGACGCUCGUUUCAGCUUCUUGUCAAGGAUGACGUAUAG